CGAGUGGCAUGGCUGAGCUGAUGCGGGAGAGUGGCGGGCCGGAGAGAACAGUGCAAGCUCUGCGCAGGUUUGGCAAGAACGAGCGCGCUGUGGCGCCCGGAAUGAAAGCGCUUGCGGUUCAGAUGGAAGGAUAUGCGGUGGGAGAGUGCGGGGAGAGUCUGAGGGAGGAGAUCAGCGGACUGGCCAUGGAGGGGGUGCGAGGGUACCAGGAGCAUGGAGGCAUCUUUCAGUCUGCCUGCAAGCUCAUCGAGUGGGUCGCCAGCGAUCGGCAGGCGGCUCAGCGAAUCUGUGAUGAGGAGAACAUUCUUGCCUUCAUCUUGGGCGUUCGCCUCCACAAGAACGACCCGGAGGUCCUCCUGGCAGGGCUCAACGGACUCAGAGCUCUUGCUCGCGUCAGCCCCUUGCUUCGAAACAUCGUGAGGCAGCAGCGCCUCAGCCUCGUUGAUCUAGUGGUUGGGAUGCUGGGAGGAAACUUGGCGAUCAAGGAGGCAGCAGCCGAGUUGUUCUCCUUCGUGGUGCUUGACGGUGACCAAGUCAGUGACAACACCCCGGGCUCAGGAGGGCGAGGAAGCUCGGAGGAUCUUUCAGCGGGCACGGCGGAUCAGGAGAGUCUUGACACCGACACGUCAACGUCCAACCAGCUGGGGUUCGACUAUGUGAGCAUGAUGCUAAGAGGAGCUGGGCCAGGAGGAGAGAUGCAACUUCAAGGAG
This is a messenger RNA of Guillardia theta CCMP2712, 711 nucleotides long. RefSeq lists its product as hypothetical. The record is from RefSeq and is a predicted model, not a curated record. The annotation marks the transcript as partial. The transcript has a single exon. Lineage: Eukaryota; Cryptophyceae; Pyrenomonadales; Geminigeraceae.